Messenger RNA from Branchiostoma floridae (Florida lancelet), 2744 nucleotides. RefSeq names its product protein odd-skipped-related 2-like. The transcript is spliced from 4 exons. Lineage: Eukaryota; Metazoa; Chordata; Leptocardii; Amphioxiformes; Branchiostomatidae. Gene Ontology annotation, biological process: embryo development; regulation of transcription by RNA polymerase II. Gene Ontology annotation, cellular component: nucleus. Gene Ontology annotation, molecular function: RNA polymerase II transcription regulatory region sequence-specific DNA binding; DNA-binding transcription factor activity, RNA polymerase II-specific. The coding region runs from base 468 to 1574 and encodes 368 amino acids. The record is from RefSeq and is a predicted model, not a curated record.
CGUCAGCUGUCAGCACCUUAAGGAGCCUUGAGAAGUGGCCGGCGAUAACGGGAGGGGUCCUUAAAGUGGCCAUCCAUCUUGAGCUGUUUGUGCCUGCCACUGUGCUGGCGCGGAGGACGUUACAUUGUAACUAAUCAUUAGUUCAAGAAGUUAAUAAUAAAUAAACUGUCAACACUUCGGCCUACCAGCUGGGCUGCGUCUCCUUGAAGGAGAUUAAUCUUACGUCUUGGGCGUGUCGGGAGGAGCGAGGAGGACACGCAUUCUUCUCGGAAAGUCGUCGUGAGGAGGCAGCAGUCCUGUCGUGUCCUUCUCUCUCGGUGAGCGGCACAGCCCGGCCCGAGUCUCGUGUGGGGAAGUUAUCGCUUCAAUCCUGCCUCUCGUGCUCUCAGCUCCGGUUGUCUCCGCGCCCUUAAGGAACGUUUCCUCGUCUUUAAGAAACCGGCUGAGUAAAACUUGGUUCUGACAAGAUGCCGAAGAUUUUCCUGAUCAAGCAGCGGUCUGAGGAGGCGGCGCAAGUCUCAGACCAACACGGUGUGGGUGUGAUGAAGCGCCCCCUGUCGCCCCUGGCAGACGGCCACCCCGCCGCGUGCCCGGAGGUCCUGGUGCCGACGCCGCUGCCGCCCGCCCGCCCCGACGCGCCGUUCCAUCCGCUCCCGGUCAUGGCGUCGCCGCUCCGCAUGCUGCCGCUCCCGGUCCCACCUCACCUCCUGCCGUGCGGCCUGUGGUGCGGCUCCCCGCCGCCGGACGCCCUCCUCCCGCCCAGGUUCCCGUUCCUCAGCACCCCCCUGCCGCUCGGCAUGGCCGCCUUCUCGCCGUACCCCCCUCCCCCGCUGUCCGUCCCCGUACCGAAGCUUUCCCCAGACGUGGGCGGCGGGGAGAGCAGGGGCAAGCCGAGGUUCGACUUCGCCAACCUCGCUAAAGCUGUGACGGAGGAGGACACCAGCAGCACCCGGCAGCUGUUCCACGGGCUCGGCUUCCCCGCACCGCACCGCCAGCACAUCCCCGGCGGCUACACCUCCGCCUUCGUGCCGAAGGUGGACCGCAGGUCAGGCCGAGGCCGCCUCCCGUCCCGAGCCAAGAAGGAGUUCAUCUGCCGGUUCUGCGGGCGGCACUUCACCAAGUCGUACAACCUGCUGAUCCACGAGCGCACCCACACGGACGAGCGGCCCUACUCCUGCGACAUCUGCCACAAGGCUUUCCGGAGGCAAGACCAUCUCAGGGACCACAAGUACAUCCAUUCCAAGGAGAAGCCGUUUAAGUGCAGUGAGUGCGGGAAGGGUUUCUGCCAGUCCCGAACUCUGGCCGUGCACAGGACGCUCCACCUGCAGGAGUCCCCCCACAAGUGUCCCACCUGCGGCCGCACCUUCAACCAGCGCAGCAACCUGAAGACUCACCUGCUGACGCACACGGACAUCAAGCCGUACCAGUGCGCCAACUGCGGCAAGGUGUUCCGCCGGAACUGCGACCUGCGCAGGCACAGCCUCACGCACUGCGAGGAGACCGAGGGGGAGGCCGUGGGGUCACCUGGGGACAAUGACGUCAGGUCCACUCCUAGUCCCAUCCAGCAACAGUGACGAUCGUAAGGGCCGAAAAGUGAGGAACUUUGACAAGUUUAAAGCUAGAUAAUCUGAUCUAUAGAACUGUGAGAAGAUCGACGAAGGGACAACGGGGUCACCUGCGGACAAAGAUAGGUCCUAGCCCCAUGCAAUCACAAUAUCGUCAGGUCCACUCCGAGUCCCAUCCAACAACAGUGACGAUCGUUAGAGGAGAAAUUAGGAACUUUGAAGUUUUGAGAUAAACUAUCUGAUCUAUUGAACAGUGAGGAGAUGGAAGAAGGAGAGGCCAGGGGGUCACCUGGGGACAAUGAUGCCAAAUCGACUCCUGGUCCCAUCCAACAACAGUGAUGACGAUCGCAAAGGCGAUGACUUCACAAACUGUGCCUGACUCAUCAGUAGAAAUAAAAAAAAAUUCUGAUCCGUAGAACUGUGAGAAGAAGGAAGAGGUGACGGCUUCACCUGUUGACAAUUGAUGCCAGACCAGCUCCUGGUCCCUUACAACCGCAAUGACGAUCGUAAAGUCAGCAAAAAAAGUUAAGCUGACAUCUGCAGUGAUUAAAAAAGAUGUCUAAUCUGUAGAACUUCGGUGAGAAGAAGGACGAGACAACAGGCUCACCUGGGGACGAAGGUGCCAGAUCAACUCCCAACCAUCUCCAAUAGCAAUGACGCAAAUGCAGCGAAAUGAGACCCUGGACACCCUUCAGAACUUUUGUCCACUUUCUGUCCGAUACAACUGCAAUAACAAAACGGACAGAAAGGACAGAAAAGGUGUGGACAUAGAAAUAAAGACUACAAACAGUCUCUGCGUUUCUGGAAUGAAGAUAAUUAGCUCAUGAAUCUUGUUUGAAAACACCUGAAGGACCCUGAAUGAUCGAUAUCGCUUUCAAGACUGAGGGUUUAUUGUGCCGUGUAUAUAUGUUACAUUUAUGUGUUAGGCAGACGUUUUUCCCUUCUCUGUUCGCAUUAAUUUGUUGCAAUUAACCGUGGUGAUGGUUUGAAAUGGAAGCAUUUUCUGGGAUGGUGAUGCGUCCCUUGCCAUAAAAAAUAGAUUUGUGGAAACCUGCACAAUCGUAAUUAGUAUUGAUUAGAUUUUAUAUAGAAAUAUGUUGUUGGAAAAAAUGUGUACAUUCCCAAGAUGAAAUGUUAAGAUACUGAAUAUACAAACAAUACAUGUAUGGUGCCAAUGUC